This is a messenger RNA of Cydia fagiglandana, 6358 nucleotides long. Its product is annotated as PHD and RING finger domain-containing protein 1. NCBI's taxonomy places the organism in Eukaryota, Metazoa, Arthropoda, Insecta, Lepidoptera, Tortricidae. The record is from RefSeq and is a predicted model, not a curated record. Bases 271 to 6189 code for a protein of 1972 amino acids. The transcript is spliced from 15 exons.
ACAAAAUGAAAUGAAAAUGGCCGACUGAGUAUAGAAGCGGCUUGCUGUCAAAAUAUUAAAAAUAAAUUAUAACGCAUUAGAGCAACUUUUAUGUAAUUAGACGAUUGUAAUGCCACUUUUUAUCGUAUUGACCGGAUGAAUUCAGUCAUCUUCACUUCGAAUGCUCCAAAAUUGGACUCGCAAAGGUCAUUUACACCUUUGCCAACUCGCUUCGUGUCUGCGUUCUGAGGCACCAGCGGACGGUCAGGCUGUGCUCAAGAGACCGCCAGGAUGAGUGAGGACGGCAGCGAGGGCUCGGCGACACCGCCGAGGCCGCAACGACGCAUCAAGAAAGUGAUGGUGCUAUCAUCCGCCUCAGAGUCCGACAGUGACGAGAGCGAUGGCCCGACGCGGACCCGCAAGAGGCGCCUACGGGUGGUGAGUGAGGAUGAGGGUGCCAGCAGCAGCGGGAGCUCUGUAGGCGCGCGCCGGCGCCGCGCGCUGCCUCAACUCCGCGACUCGGACGCCGACAGCGAUGGCUCAGUCGGUCCGGCCCCCUCCGCCCCUCCCAAGCCCGCCUCAGGCUUCGCCUCAGACAGCUCUGAGGGCAACUCAGACAAAUGCUCCAUCUGUCUUAUGAGAUUCACAGAACAAGAAGUGGGCACACCUGCGAACUGCGAGCACAUAUUCUGUUUAGACUGCAUCACAGAAUGGUCCAAGAAUGUGAACACUUGUCCGGUGGACCGCAUCACUUUUGAUUCUAUAGUAGUGAGGACAUGUGCGGGUGGACGGGUGUUGCGUUCGGACCCUGUUCAGGUAACAGACCGCCGCCCCUCUGUGGAGAUGCUUGUUAUUGAGGACCCAACCGUUUGUGAGAUCUGUGGCAGUAUGGAGAAUGAAGACUCAAUGCUGCUGUGUGAUGGCUGUGACCUGGGUUUCCACAUGCAGUGUCUCACACCUCCACUACUUGAAAUCCCCAUAGACCAAUGGCACUGCCCAAGCUGCAUCAGCCGUGGUCUGCACAACAUUGGAAGCUUGGAAGACAUUAUAUAUCUCUCGGAGGUGGAUGAUCUCUUCACUGGCAUUGCUGAUAUGGAGCUCCCGCAGGGCCCGCGUGCUGUACCUCUAAGACAGACUAGGGAAGUUAGAAGGUCUUCAAGAAAUCAAUCCGCGGAGGAGCCGUCCACCUCCUCAGGACGCCGCGGCGCGCCGGCGGACGCGGCCGGCGCCCGCCGCGCGCGCGCCCCGCCGCGGCGGCGCCGCAAGCCCACCCGGAGGAGAACCAAGACUGUCAUCAUCGAGUACGAGAUCGAGGAGAACGGGAAGUUCCCUAUUACCAGACGGGUGAAGAGGACUGUUAGGAAAAGGAAGACGCGCGCGCGGCGGCCGCGCACCGCCGCGCGCCGCGCGCUCGUGCGCCAGUCCGUGCGCGCGCAGCUCGCCGCCCUCGCCGCGCCCGGCCCCACCCCCGUCACCGUCAGCGCCGGCGUCAGCGACCUCCAUGUGCGACGAGCGAGAGCCGGGAUACCGACCCUAAAUCUGUUUGGAUCGGAGAGGGACUUGGAGUAUUUCUCGGAUGAAGAAGUCGCAUCGGAGGGAGCUUCGACAGUGGCGAGGGCAGUGCGGCCGAAUGCGGCCGUCUUCAGUGCUUAUAGACAGGCUCGCCGUAAGAUGGUGUCGGUGCCAUCUCCCCCUCACGCCACCGCAGCACCCGACCUACUGUCCGACAUAUUGGAGAGCCAAACACUAUUACACUCUAAGCGUUCUGUAGUGUCCGUCACAGUGGAUGGACAGAUCAGCAUCAAACUGCGCGGCGAAGGCAGAGUCGAUGUCAGCAAGAGCCAAACACUACUACACUCUAAGCGUUCUGUAAUGUCCGUGACGGUGGAUGGACAGAUCAGCAUCAAACUGCGCGGCGAAGGCAGAGUCGAUGUCAGCAAGGCCUCCGACCCGCCGGUGCGCUCGGCGCCGGCGCACGGGCAGCGCGGCGGCUGGGGCGGCGGCUACAGCGGCAACUACCAUCGCGAGCAGAGCGCUAACAACUUUGGUCGGGGGUACGAGUACGGUCCCAACGGCGGCGAGAACAACUACCCGAACCGCGGGAACAACUACGGCGGCGCGCGGCGCGACGAGGAGGCGUGGGGCGGCUGCCCGCGCCGCGGCCCCGCCCCCGCGCCCGCCCCCGCCCCCGCCCCCGCCUGCGCGCGCCCGAGGCGCCCCGAGCCCCGGCAGCAGGCGCCACACAGUAUUUCCAAUUGUAGAUUAGACAACAGACACAGCCUAGGCCCCGCCUGGCCGCGGGCGCGGCCCGAAGCCCCCGGGCCCCAGCGGCACUCGUUCGGGGGCUUCGACAACCCCCUCGACAUGCGCGUGGCCCCCCACCCCCCCUCCGCGCCCGCACAGGACCGCCCCUUCAGACCCCUGCCGGAACCCCCCGUCUUCGCCUUCGACAAAUUACCUGAAGAAAAAUCAGAGGACGGAAGCGAUUCGAGCCUAGUAAUCGACACUGAGAAAUAUGACCCGACCGAACCGACACAUGAUGAUGAUGAGGAGGAGGAACCGCCUCAAACAUCGGCACCGGUCUUCGGUCCAUUACCAGCCCCGCCGGUACCUCCUAAAAUCGAUUCACCCCCCAAAUCCCCAGAAAUCACACCCCCGCCUACCCCUAUCACUUCAGUACCACCCCUCCCCCCCGCUCCGGCCCUCCCGGCCGGUUUACUAGAUACAGCCGUCAGACAAGUCUUAGAGGAGCACAGAGCGCUUAUGGAACCGCAGCAAAAUAACUCCGACGACGACUCUGAUGGAGAUUGCCCUAACUUCUCUAUUUAUUCCGCCACAAGCGUACAUAUAGCGAGCGCGGGCUCUCUAGCGCCCCCUACGAUGCGUUCUAAACCUGAUCUUGACAUGACUGAUUUAGUACAAGAGGAUGACGAGCCGAUUAAAACUCCUGAAGAAGAAGAAGUCAAAACUCCUGAACCGACUCCGACUAAGAAAGACGACUACAAAGAAAAGGUUUCCAAACGCUGCCCUAUAACACCCAACACUCGAGACCCGAUCAAAAUUAAACUAAACACUCCCUCGCUUAUAAAACGUGUUAGUCUUUAUGAUGAUGAGGAUGUUGCUGAAAAAACUGAGGAACCGAGUACAGAGGAGCCAGAAGCCCCGGAACCGACAAUUGAUGAAGUUAAAACUUCAGGAGAGCCCCCAGAAGAUGACAAUGAUAGUGAUAAAACGCCGAUGGUAACGGAUGAGAAUAUAGAACAGGAUAACGAUGAAAAAGAAGAUGAUAAACAGGACAAAGAUGAUAAAGAGGACAAAGAAGAAGAUAAUCAGGAUAUAGAAGAGGAAGAAAACGCCGAUGAAGCCAAAAUCAGAAGUCCAUCGCCAAAAGAAGAUAAGACACCAGAAAGACCAGCGGAAGAUCUCGAAGAAGGGGAAAAACAAAAUGGAACCGCCACUCCUACUAGUGAACGUUCACCUUCUGCACAUUCCCCACGGUCCCCACACUCCCCACGGUCCCCACACUCCCCACGAUCUGAUGACGGAACGGAGAAGGAGUUGGUCGCUAUAGCUGAUGGUGAAGGUGCUCCAGAAAAAAUGACCGAGUCCAUUAGUGAAACGGAAGAUGAACGCUCAUACACGCCAUGUUUAGACGAGAACCAGAGCAAAGAUGACGUGAGACUAGAAGGCGAGGCGCUCGGCACAGAAAUGAUCUCCGAAGACGAAGCUAACGGCGUGUUCAGUGACGCCGCCGGCUCCCCGACGCCGCCCGAGCCGGACGGCAAGAAAAAGAAACGCAAAGAAGGCAAGAAAGAUGGAAAGACUAAGAGUAAAGGAAAGAAAGAUAUAGCGUUUAGAAAGUUGAGCAAAGCGGGCCGCGAGCGCAGCUAUAGAGAUAAAGACAGACGCCGGCGCUCAGGGUCGGAGUCACCGCGCCGGGCGGCCUCGGAACGACGCAGACGCGAAAAACGCAAGGAUUUAGAGAGAUACGAUGUUCGAUCAGUCGUCACAGAGAAGAGAAAGAAACAGAAAGAUCCGUUCGGAAGGGAUGUGUCCCCAGCACGUUCCGCGUCGCAUUCCCCGCAGCCGGAACGCAGGUCCUUAUCGCGCGCGCGGCGAUCUAUAUCGCGCCCGCGUAGGUCGCUGUCGCGGCCGCGCAGAUCUUUAUCGCGCGUCCGUCGAUCGCUGUCACGCGUGAGGCGCUCGUUAUCCCGGCCGCGUCGGUCGUUGUCGCGCGCUAAACGCUCCAUAUCCAGGCGGUUGACACCUAGUCCGCGAAUUCGUCGGGCGAGUUUACGCUCACUCACCCCGUUAUCACCGCGCGGUUCGCCUCCGCGACGCUCCGUAUCGCCACGCCGAGUCCGCAAGCGCCGCAAGACGCCGUCACCGAGGCGAAGGGUGUCUCCUCGGAGGCGGGAACCGUCGCCCGUUCGCGCUCGCAAGCGAAGACGCUCCGCCAGCCCUAAGAAGGUCGGUAAAAAGAAGAAGCGCGCCCGUUCGCCCCCGGCGCCUGCGCCCCGUCGCCGCGAAGAACUUCGACGCAAAUCGCCCAAGCGUAAAAAGAAGAGACGCAGCCGUAGUCGCUCACCAGAGCUAUCCCCCGGCCCGCCGGCCGGCUGGUCGCCUCUGUCGGUCGAUUCGCGAUUGUUAUCGCCGCGCACACCCCCGCCGGACGCGUCGCCGGCGAAACGUCUCGGUAAACGCAAGCGUAAGGAACCGCGCCGCCGCGAACGCAUCAAACACAAGCGCGGCAAAGACCAGCCCGCGCCCAGCAAAGAAGUAUUCACAUCCGGGGACAAUAUCCUCGUUAGCGUUAGUUUCGCCGAGCAGCAAAAGACGGCCGGCCCGGCGGAAAGACGUAAGCAUCGCGAGGCGCGGCGCGAGAAACGCAAGCGUCGGCGAAUAGCGCCAGCAGCUGACGAUAACGCUAAACCAGUAGCUAUCAUCGAUUUAGAACGCUCGCCGUUCCGCGAGCUGACUCCCUCCCCUAAAAACGUGAUCGUGCUCAGCGAUAGCGACCACGGCGAGAAAGAACCAGCAGUUCAAAAGGAGCCGGAGCCUGCUCCGGCGGCGCCGGCGUUCGCGUUAGGGACCGUCGGGCCUAAGACACCACCGGAGCCCGCCGCGCAGCCUGCACCCGCCCCUGUUAAGUUCAGUCUCGCGGCUAAGCCCGGUACGGCACCUCGAGCGCCCAACCCACUCAGAGAAGACGAGGAACCGGCGCCGGCUGAAGCUGAAAACGGUCCAAACACACCUCCUGAACCUCCAGAUUCUCCGGACGCCUACGAUCCGUUCGAGCCGACCCGGUCGGCCUCAGCGUCGCCCGCCCGCGCGGCGUCGCCCGCGGCGGCCGAGGCGUCGCCGGAGCGGCCCAGCAUGACGCUGGAGGCGGCCCAGCGGACCAACCUGUCGGCGGACGAGGUCAUCGCGAGAAGGCCGCUGUCGCCUAUUGAGAAGGUGAUGGCGCUCCUUCAGUCAACGCGAGACGAGUCCCCCGAACCAGUCCCCGCGGCCGGCACGCACCUGCCCGCGCCCGCCACCCCCGCACCCCCCGCCGCGCCCCAGCCCCAGCCCCGCAUCCUCCUCCCCGAGCCUACCCGCGCUCAACCCAAACUCUUCCUCGCCAAACCUUCCCCCAUCAAAUCUAAUCCUAUCAAACCCAUGCAAGCUACCAAGAUAUCCAUGCUGCCUUUACCCAGGCAUGAGGGCGGGGACUCCCCGUACUCGCCGGGCUCCAGUGACUUCGGGGACCUAUUCUCGCCGCCGCCGGCGGGCAAGCGAGACGCGUUCGACUCGCUGUUCGGCGCGAAGCCGAUUAAACGCAAGGAUAAGUCGCACGCUAAGGUGCCGGUCAAGUUUAACAGGAAAAAGGGUAAAGGCAACAAGACGCAAGUAGGAGUCAAGAUAGACGACGACAACCUGAAGAUCCUGGACGAGCUGCCCAGCUCGGCUGUCGAGAUGCAGGUUAAGAGCAAGUUCUUGAAGAAACUGAACCGACAAGAACGCGUAGUGGAGGAAGUUAAACUCGUGCUGAAGCCGCACUACACACGCAAACGCGUGUCCAAGGAGGAGUACAAGGAUAUCCUGCGCCGCGCCGUACCCAAGAUCUGCCACAACAAGACGGGUGAGAUCAACCCCACGAAGAUCCAAGCCCUGGUGGAAGCGUACGUGAAGAAGGCGCGCAAAAAGCACAAGCUCGGCCUCGCGUAACCUCCCCUUAAUUAUAGUUAAGCUAUUUAUACUUAAAUGAAGUAUGAGUGAAGUGAUCAUGUACUAGAUGAAUUCCUUAUUUAACAUAGUUUGCGAUAGAUAUAUUUCUUCACCUGUCGGAUAAUAUUAAUUGAUCGUUAAUUUAAUAAUAAAAUAUAUUUUAGUUGGA